AUGAUCAGGACAUCGAUGCUAUCUUCGACGACUGCCCUCCGGGUAGCCCCCAUCGUUUGCUCGAUGGGCUCUCGCACCUUUGCCACCAGCGCGGCUUUUCGCGCGGCGGCUAGUGUGCACCAGCACACGACACAAGGGACGCAGCACUCGGCUUCGUCAAGUGACAAGAGCCGCUCUGUGUCCUCUGCAGCCAGCUCUCCCUUAACGAAGCAGGAUGCUGUCAGCACUGUGCCACAGCAGCCCCACACCUUCACUGGCGACUGGCUCCUGUUCCACCCCGUCUACAAGCCCGAAGAGCUCAAGUCUAUCCAAGUCAUCCACCAGGUGCCCACCAAGCUCUCUGACAAGGUCGCUUACCGCCUUGUCAAAUUAGCACGAUGGGGCUUUGACCUUGUCUCGGGCUACAAGCACAAGGCCCUCCCUGCUGACGCGCACAAGAUGACCGUUCAAGCGCUGAGGAAGGAUGGAUUUGUGCUUGGCCCAGAUGGGUGGCUCAACCGCUUCCUUUUCCUUGAGAGUAUCGCUGGUGUCCCGGGUAUGGUUGCCGCCACCCUGAGGCAUCUGCAAAGCCUGCGUCUCAUGCGCCGCGACAACGGCUGGAUUCAUACGUGCCUCGAGGAGGCAGAGAACGAGCGCAUGCAUCUCAUGACCUUCAUGACCUUGCGCAAGCACUCAAUCUUCUUCCGUGCCCUCAUCCUUGGAGCGCAGGGCGUCUUCUACAACCUCUUUUUCUUGACAUACAUGAUCAUGCCCGCGGCGGCCCACCGCUUCGUCGGCUACCUUGAGGAGGAGGCGGUGCGCACCUACAGCCACUGCAUCCAGGAUAUCGAGAGCAACCUCGUGCCUGAGUGGCGCAAUGCCCCGGCGCCACAGAUCGCCAUCGACUACUGGCGCCUGCCGCAGAAUGCCACCAUGCUCGACGUGAUCUACGCCGUUCGCGCUGACGAGACCUCGCACCGCUUCGUCAACCACAGCCUUGCGAACCUCAACCAGAAGACCGACGUCAACCCGUUCGCCCUCCGCGAGCCCGACAUGAGCCUGAAGGGGCAGAAGAUCGCGUUCGACCGCAGCGAGGCCGCCAACUUCGUCGAGGAGUCGCGCGAGAUGCUGCAGAAGCAGUCCAAGAACGAGGCGUAG
Messenger RNA from Schizophyllum commune H4-8, 1137 nucleotides. Its product is annotated as alternative oxidase. Bases 1 to 1137 code for a protein of 378 amino acids. Gene Ontology annotation, cellular component: mitochondrion. The transcript is spliced from 10 exons. Gene Ontology annotation, molecular function: alternative oxidase activity. NCBI's taxonomy places the organism in Eukaryota, Fungi, Basidiomycota, Agaricomycetes, Agaricales, Schizophyllaceae. The record is from RefSeq and is a predicted model, not a curated record. Gene Ontology annotation, biological process: alternative respiration.